AUGGUAUACGGCGGGAAGCCAAGCACGGGGUGCCAGAACUGUCGGAAACGACGGAUCAAGUGCGAUGAAACUCGUCCACACUGCAGAGCAUGUGUUCGCACAGGCCGGACAUGUCCUGGCUAUCCGCACCCUUUCGAUGUCAUGUUAAGAGACCAAGUAGCUUUCCACCGCAAGAAGCGAGACACAUCUAGUAGAGUGUCUUCUCCAAAGAUGAGAGUGGAAUCGAUUCGAUCCUCGCCUGCUCCGGUAUCAUCCAACGAUGCUUUGAUUAGCACCAACUCUAGCGCAGAUCUUCCGCAGACCGGACCACUACUGCGCACUGCGCAGGAGGAGGUCCCAAGGGCGUUGGUUUUGCCGACUGAUGAUACAGUGACUGCGAUGUUCUUCAAUUCGUACAUCUACUCGCCUCGAGAUCCAUUAAUCCUACGCGGGUUCAUGGACAUCUUGCCUGAUGUUUUCUGCUAUACCCAGCCUGGCUCUCAUUUACAUGUCGGCACUUUGGCCGUGUCGUACUUCUCUGUGGCUGCUUGGACGGGGAAUCGGUCUUUUCUGCAGACAGCACAGCAGUUGUUUGUCAAGGCUAUCGCCAAGACGAGGGAAGCGUUGCAGGGUGACAUCACUCACACUGUGGAUGAUAUUCUUAUGACCAUUCUUCUCUUGUCUACUUAUGAGGAGUUCUGCGCUAUCAAAGAAAACAGACAUCCAAGGAGGACACAUCUACGAGGUGCUGUCGCUCUCGUGAACAGCAAGCGGCCGGAGCAGCGAUCUUCGAUUAUAUCGCUGAUCUUAGAGAAUGCGGUCCAGGUCCAGCUGAUCAAAUCAUCCAAAGGGCUGGCCUAUCCGACCAUGCAGACGCCAAACCAAUGGCCUCUAUCUCCCGCAGCACCACAAUCAGCAUCAUCCCAGCUUCUAAUGAUCACCUCUGAGCUAGUCGGUCUCCGCCAAGCAUGGGAUAGAUUCAACGAAGAAGGCACAAACCAAGUCCAGGACAUCCAGGACAUCCUUGCACGGGCUUACAAUUUAGAUGCGAAUCUCGAAGCCUGGAAAUACGCGCUCCCUGAACACUGGAAACCACUCCCUGCGGUCCGAGUCCCCCAGUCCGUCCGGGAAGCCGGCAUGUACAAGAACCGCUGCGAUUGCUACACCGACCUCUGGAUGGCCGGAACAUGGAACUUUUACCGGGAUUCCCGGAUUGUCGUGCAAAACAUCAUACUCCGCUGUCUGCAGAUUCUACCCGAUGGUGUGAUGCUGGAGCAAAUACAGGAGACUAUCAACCUGAUUGAGACUCUCGCUCUUGACAUCUGCGCCACUGUACCAUACAUUCUCGGCAGCCAGACGAUGUCGGUUCAUUUUAGCCCGCAGAAGAUCGAGUAUCCGGAAGCCGACGGACGGCGAGCCACGGCUCCUCAUUAUCCGACUGCUGCGCUCGUGGGUGGAUGGAUGGUAUCGUCUCACUUGUCGAACUUGGAAUUGCUGUGUUUGAGUGAAGAGAUGAAUACAUGGAUUCGGGCACAGAAGGAGCGAGUACUGCAAAUAUAUACAUAUGGAGGAGAGGUGAGUCAAAUAAGUAUGUAA
This is a messenger RNA of Aspergillus luchuensis, 1575 nucleotides long. RefSeq names its product Zn(II)2Cys6 transcription factor domain-containing protein. The coding region runs from base 1 to 1575 and encodes 524 amino acids. The transcript is spliced from 4 exons. NCBI's taxonomy places the organism in Eukaryota, Fungi, Ascomycota, Eurotiomycetes, Eurotiales, Aspergillaceae. Gene Ontology annotation, biological process: regulation of DNA-templated transcription. The record is from RefSeq and is a predicted model, not a curated record. Gene Ontology annotation, molecular function: zinc ion binding; DNA-binding transcription factor activity, RNA polymerase II-specific.